AUGGCAAUCACCGCUCACUCUUUUCUUUCCUCCUCUAAUCUCUCCUUCGUUCCUCACCACACCUUCCACCACCGUCGCCGCCGUCACCACCUACCCCUAUCUCCGAUCAAAAUUUCCGCUCAGCUUUCUCUAACAACUCCUCCAUCACCAACUUUACAACCAAACCUCAACAAGACCGGAGUUAUCGUCGUCGGCGCCGGUCUAGCUGGCUUAGCCGCCGCUGUACGUCUCCAUUCCGAUAACAUUCCAUUCCUCCUUGUUGAAGCUUCUGAUGCCGUCGGAGGUCGUGUUCGCACCGACAAUGUCGAUGGUUUCCUCCUCGACCGCGGCUUCCAGAUCUUCAUCACCGGCUACCCUGAAGCCCGAAAAAUACUCGACUAUGAAUCCCUAGAUCUUCGAAAAUUCUACUCCGGAGCUAAGGUUUACUACGGCGGAGGCUUUCAUACCGUGGCUGAUCCCUUACGCCACCUGGCCGACGCUAUCCAAUCACUAACGAACCCAAUCGGAACAGUCGUUGACAAAUCUCUUAUCGCUUUGACUAGAAUUAGGGUUUUGACUCAAUCGGAUGAUCAAAUUUUCUCCGCCGAAGAGACCUCCACCAGUGAUUUGCUCAAACGAAUCGGAUUUUCUGAUUCGAUCGUUGAUAGAUUCUUCAGACCAUUUUUCGGUGGAAUUUUUUUUGACAGAGACCUUGAAACGACUUCGAGGCUGUUUGAUUUCAUCUUCAAGUGUUUAGCUCUCGGCGACAACACUCUUCCGGCCAAAGGAAUCUCUGCAAUUCCUGAACAACUUGCGGCAAAAUUGCCUUCCGAUUCGAUUAUUCUCAACACACCAGUAGCUUCCAUCGACAAGCAAGAAUCAGAAUCAAAAUCGGAAUCAACUUACACUGUGAGAUUGAAUAACGGUGAGGUCUUGAAUGCUGAUUACGGAGUGAUAGUUGCAGUUGAAGAACCCGAAGCCGUUAAGCUUUUGGCGGGAAAAUCAAAUGGUUUUCCUGCUCAGAUAAAAAAGCCAAUUCGAAGCACCGUCUGCUUGUAUUUCUCGGCCAAUCGAAGCGAAGUUCCGAUCCAAGAUCCAGUGCUGUUCAUCAAUGGAUCAGGUAAUGGCAUCGUGAACAACAUGUUCUUCGCAACGAAUGUGGCUCCUUCAUACGGCCCACCCGGCAAAGUCCUGGUGUCGGUUUCCCUUAUCGGGUUGCACGCGGACGCAUCUGAUGAGGACCUAAAGUCGAACGUGGUCGAGGAGCUUAGUAGCUGGUUCGGGAAAGAAGUGGUAGGGUCCUGGACCCACCUUAGAACUUAUCGCGUUAAAUUUGCGCAACCGAACCAAUGCCCCCCUACGGAUUUAAGGAAGAACCCAAAGGUCGAGCGAGGGUUGUACGUGUGUGGGGAUUAUCGAACAAGUGCUACGUUCGAUGGGGCUUUGGUAUCGGGAAGGAAGGCUGCUGAGGCUUUACUUAGAGAUCGAUCUUCGGUUCAAGCUUCAUAAGCAGUUCCUUUGUGCUUAAUGAAAAUACAUUUAUAAAGGAUCGUUGGUCUAGUGAUAUCUUCUUAACUUCUUUCGAGGUUAAGAGUACAAAGUUCACGUACAUAAAUAUUAUAUAAAAAACAAAAAGGGAUUGUAAAUUUUGAGUUUCAUCGAUAUAUCAAAGAUGAUUGUGGAUGGUUUUUGUA
Molecule: messenger RNA, 1673 nt
Organism: Cynara cardunculus var. scolymus (artichoke)
Lineage: Eukaryota; Viridiplantae; Streptophyta; Magnoliopsida; Asterales; Asteraceae
Product: protoporphyrinogen oxidase 2, chloroplastic/mitochondrial
Exons: 1
Coding region: 1-1488 (495 amino acids)
Molecular function (GO): oxidoreductase activity
Source: RefSeq, a predicted model, not a curated record